AUGCCUCAGAAAAUCAAGUCCGACGCCUCCACGCCUCCUCCGGACGUCAAGCCCGCGAAGCGCAAGCUCGAGAACGCCCAGUCGCCGGCACCUAAGCGCACCGCCGUCUCUCGCUGGUCGGACGCGGAGCAGUACCGCGGCCUUCUCUAUGCCGUCUCGCGCAACAACGUCAAGCUGAGCGCGGAGGAGCAGGCGGAGCUGGCCAAGCUGCUGGGCCGCACGCCGUCUGCCGUGCAGACGUGGUGGAACAGGACGGUCAGCGCGCAGAUACGCGACCUGUACAAGGCGCCCAAGGAGCAGUAA
Messenger RNA from Tilletiopsis washingtonensis, 303 nucleotides. RefSeq lists its product as hypothetical. Bases 1 to 303 code for a protein of 100 amino acids. The record is from RefSeq and is a predicted model, not a curated record. NCBI's taxonomy places the organism in Eukaryota, Fungi, Basidiomycota, Exobasidiomycetes, Entylomatales. The transcript has 2 exons.